AUGCAAGCCCAGUUGUCAAGAAUAGAAACAAGUCAAAAGGUUCUUAUUUCAGAGGUUGAUUCUAUAAAGACAAUUGUUAAUGGAUUAAGUUCUCAUUUUGAUUCAUCCAUUUUAAAGCUGCAUGAACUUAUUCUUUCCCAUAUUUUGGGAAAACAGAAGAAGGCAAUGCAUGAUGAAUCUAAUGUUGUUGAGUUGGAUUCUGAGAAAGUUCGCGAUAAGGAGGACGAGGUUUCCACUGAUUGUGUCAUUGAGGAAAAGUCUGAUGAUGAAGAGGACGAAAAAGAUGAUGAUGAAGAGGAUGAUGACAAGGAUGAGGAGGAGGAGGAGGGUGAGGAUGAGGAUGAGGAUGAGUCUGAUGAAGAAAAUAAUGGUUUUGAUCAUGAUGAAGAUGCAGAUGCAGAUGAUGAUCCUAUUGGAGAAGAGGAAAAUAGUGAAGAUAGAGAAAAAGAAUAA
This is a messenger RNA of Humulus lupulus (European hop), 453 nucleotides long. RefSeq names its product pheromone-processing carboxypeptidase KEX1-like. The transcript has 2 exons. The record is from RefSeq and is a predicted model, not a curated record. Bases 1 to 453 code for a protein of 150 amino acids. Lineage: Eukaryota; Viridiplantae; Streptophyta; Magnoliopsida; Rosales; Cannabaceae.